UUUGAUCCCUCUCCAUCCCAUGGGCGACAGAGCCCUGUGCGAGCCGAAUCCCAUUGGAGAUGACUCGAUCUUCGGGACAUCCUACAUCUCCCAACCACUUCUAUGGGAGCAAUGGUGGUCGAUAGACCAGCUAGUCCCGCUUGGUUCGUUCGAAGACAGGAGCAACACGGCAAACGGUGUCUACACGCAGACUGGUCCUCUACUCGAUGGCUUCGUAUAUCGCUGUGAUACCAGCUCGACAGACCAUUGGAAUGACACCAGCCAUGUGACUGACUACAUCGACCCGUGGAGUGGCCCCAGUCCUGUUAAGAAGUACACGGCCCUAUCUGCAGAUUCUGAGCACAUGGUUUCCGAGGAAUUACCUCCCGUCCAGGGCUACUGGGAUCCACCCUCGACACCAAAGCAACCGAGUCGAAAGCGGAAGCGCGACUCCGAUGACCUUCCGCCUCGCAAAGCAGCUAGACGAAGUUUGUUGGUUGAUGAAGACAUCAAUCCACAGAAAGAGAAGAAGGUAAAACAUUCAACUGUUCGCGGCGAGAGCAAUGCCAGCGCUCAUUCAGUCCAACAGCAUGAUGACCGCAUCAAAGUGAUUCAGGAACGGAACCGAAUCGCAUCCAACAAGUUCCGGGCUAAGAAGAGCGAAGACCUGCUGAGACUCAAGUCUAGUGAGCAGGACAUAGAGCACAUCCACCGCGACCUGUCCACCUGCGUGGCCAACCUGACCCUCGAGGUGUACGAGCUCAAGAUGCAACUUCUACAGCACUCGGGGUGCAACUUCGCCCUCAUCCAGAGCUACCUCGUCCAUGAGUCCCAGCGAUAUGUACAAGCGUUAAACGAGAAGUCGCAGCGAGAGGCCUCGUAUCUGCAGCCAUAGCAGCGUGAGCGACGCGAGCAAGAAUAAUGGCGGGAUCAAAACGGGGCUAGAAGAUAAAGAUGACAAGACACCACUGUGGAGAUCUUUCCCGGGGGGGUUCAAAGCAUUGUGUAAUAACAGGGGGGCAACAGGCUUGUCCUAUAUAAUGUUAAUUUCUU
This is a messenger RNA of Ilyonectria robusta, 1032 nucleotides long. RefSeq lists its product as uncharacterized. The transcript has a single exon. Gene Ontology annotation, molecular function: DNA-binding transcription factor activity, RNA polymerase II-specific; RNA polymerase II cis-regulatory region sequence-specific DNA binding. Lineage: Eukaryota; Fungi; Ascomycota; Sordariomycetes; Hypocreales; Nectriaceae. The record is from RefSeq and is a predicted model, not a curated record. Gene Ontology annotation, biological process: regulation of transcription by RNA polymerase II. The coding region runs from base 20 to 874 and encodes 284 amino acids.